AUGACAAGUCAAGAUGACCCAUUCAAUCCAUCCAAUCAUCCAAAAAAUAAACAAAAAGUAUCAAAGACUUAUGGUUCAAUUAGAAGUCGAUUACGUCCUAAACAAUCAAGACCAAUUGAUCAAAUUUCUCUAAACUCCAAGCUUGAGGAGGAGGAUGAGAAUUUUAAACAAAUCAAGAACUCUAAUCCAAGUGAUGCUCGAAACCAAAUCUUAACCAGUCUCAUUGAUCCAAUGCAGGGACCCUCAAAACCUACUACUGUUCCAAUCAAACCUUUCUUAAGAUCAAGAGUUAAUCAAAAACCAACAAAUUUACUUCUAGAUCGAUCAAAUGCUCAAAAACCUACACGAAGAAAAGAAAUCCAAGAUCUCAAGCAAAUUGAAGAACCCAAGAAUCUUAAACAACCAAGAAGCAAGAAAAUCAAAGUACAUGAAGAUCAAGAACCAAGAAUGGAUUCAAGUUUCUUUUUAGAACAUUCGAUUGAUCCAUUAUUAGAAAAACCAAAUCAUUAUCCAAUGCAACAAGGAAUGGAUGAAGAGAUUACAUUAAGAUUAAAUGAAAAUGAACAUGAACUCGCAUUACGAUCGAUUCCUGCUAUUCCAAAUCGACGAAGACUUCGUAGUAAUGAUCCUCAAAUCGAAAAUGAUCUGGUUAAGAAACGGAUUAGAGUGGCAACUGGAUCUGGUUCACAAGAAAUUAAAAAUCCAACAGAAGUAAAGAAAAAGAAAAAGGUUGAGAAAAAAGAUGAUAUUAAGAUUAAAGGUAAAGGGUCUUCUAUCAUUAAGAAUAAGAAGGAGAAGGUUAAAAUCGGAAUCGAAAGUCCUGUGUUGGUUAGUGGUGAAAAAUUUGUUCCACUUGAUGAUGAUGAGUAUAGUGAUGAUCCAUUAAGGAUUUGA
Melampsora larici-populina 98AG31 is the source of this 894-nucleotide messenger RNA. RefSeq lists its product as uncharacterized. The transcript is spliced from 3 exons. NCBI's taxonomy places the organism in Eukaryota, Fungi, Basidiomycota, Pucciniomycetes, Pucciniales, Melampsoraceae. The coding region runs from base 1 to 894 and encodes 297 amino acids. The record is from RefSeq and is a predicted model, not a curated record.